GGGCAGAGGAAGCUAACUGGCUGGAACCAGGCUUGCCUUGUCCCUUUUUUUGGCCACCUUAUCUUUUCAGUCACUAACCACAUCCUACCCGGCAGUUCAGCUAGAAGUUAAUGUUUGACGGAAGUGGUUGCCUGUCGGCCAGAGGGAACUCUCGUCACUCAGAAGCUGGCGGGGCAAGGAACAGGGAGUGCCUGGAGAAAACCCGAAGGGCUUAGCCUUCCUUCCAUCAAGGAGAAUUGGAUGCACCCUGAAGCGUGUGAGGAGGAAUUAGGUACACGACAGAAACAAUACUUAGAAGAAAGAAGCAUUUCCUUCGUGGUUCUUCUUUUUUAAAGCGAAUAAUGGUUUGUCUCAUCUCUUUCCUGGAUUGACUAAUCCACUAAUGUGACUGGUGUGAGGUGCUGAUUCAGAAAAAAAAGUUGUGUUGCCUGUUUGGGUGUAGCUCUGCUCAUGGAGACAGGAAACAGCCAGCAGGGUUGUUGGGAUAUAAUUGAUGAAACCCACAUUAAAGAAUUUGAAGUGGACCAAUGGAUCAAGAUCACCCUAGCCCUUAUCUACGUCGUCAUCUUUGUGGCAGGCAUUGUGGGCAACAGUGUCACCAUCCGGACAACCAAACUGCUGCAGAAGAAGGGCUACUUGCAGAAAGAGGUCACAGACCACAUGGUGAGCCUCGCAUGCUCGGACCUGCUGGUCCUCUUGCUGGGGAUGCCCGUGGAGUUCUUCAGUAUGAUCUGGACCCCUUUCUCCACCCCUCAAGGCAACCUCGCCUGCAAGCUCUACUGCUUCCUUUUUGAGGCCUGCAGCUAUGCUACGGUGCUGCAUGUGGCCACUCUCAGCUUUGAAAGGUACAUUGCCAUCUGCCACCCUUUCAAGUUUAAAGCUGCUUCUGGGCCCUGCAAAGUGAGGAUCCUCAUUGCCUUUGUCUGGAUUACAUCUGUCCUUGUGGCCUUACCUCUUCUCUUUGCGAUGGGCACAGAGUACCCGUUGGAAGCCAUCCAGGGCCACCGAGGAUUGGUUCCCUGCAGCAAACCCAAACCCCGGCACCACAUGCCUAACUUGAUGCUAAAUGUCACCAUAUGCACCAGCUUGUCGUCUCGAUGGAAGGCCUUCCAGUCUGGUAUCUUCACUGCUUUUAUUGUGUAUGUCGUAGUGUUGGUAUCUGUGGCUUUUAUGUGCCGGAAUAUGAUGAAAGCCCUGAUGAUCCACAAACAAGGGACCUUAGCCGUGAGAGGGGAGAGAGAAAGCCAAAACCAGUACCUAAGGAAAAACGAGAAUCCCGAUGGCAGGAGUUCCAGAAAACAGACUAUCCUCUUCCUAGGAUUGAUCGUUGCCUCUCUGGCAAUAUGCUGGAUGCCAAAUCAAGUUCGAAGGAUCAUGGCUGCUGCUAGACCUAAGCAGGACUGGACAGUCCCCUACUUCAGAGCAUACAUCACCCUGCUCCCUAUAGCAGAUACGUUCUUCUACCUCAGCUCCGUCGUGAACCCGCUCCUGUACAAUAUCUCCUCCCAGCAGUUCCGGAAUGUGUUUGUUCAGGUCCUCCGCUGUCGCCUGACACUGGAACACGCCAACAAACAGAAGCUUUUGAGAGCCAAUUUGAAUUCUGCAGCCGAUAGCGGCCGCUCGCGGCACCCAUUGAUCUUCGCGUCAUCCGCCAUGCGCAAGUCUUCCACCAAGAGCGCUAACAAGGGUUUCUUAAGUACUUUUCAGAGCGAAACCAAGCCUGGCUGCAGUUUGCAGAAAUUGAGUCUUGAAUCACUGGAGCUGAAUGUGAAAACGAUGCCACUGGAGACUUGCACAGAUCCUAGCCCUGCUAACCAAAAUGGACUUUGUGAACACGAACUGUGAAUCCACAUUAAAAAAAACAGAGCCG
Molecule: messenger RNA, 1870 nt
Organism: Podarcis muralis (Common wall lizard)
Lineage: Eukaryota; Metazoa; Chordata; Lepidosauria; Squamata; Lacertidae
Gene: GPR39
Product: G protein-coupled receptor 39
Biological process (GO): G protein-coupled receptor signaling pathway
Cellular component (GO): membrane
Molecular function (GO): G protein-coupled receptor activity
Source: RefSeq, a predicted model, not a curated record